AAACGAUGCUUUAAAAUGUAAACGGCGGAGGCAUUUUCCUCGCGUUGUCCAGAAGGAACUUUCUCCUGCGUGAGCCUGGGUUAACCAUGAGAGAGCUCGUCAACAUUCCACUGGUACAGAUCCUUACUCUGGUUGCCUUCAGCAGGACCGAGAAACUUCCAAAAGCUCCUGUCAUCACCACUCCUCUUGAAACAGUGGAUGCCUUAGUUGAAGAGGUGGCUACUUUUAUGUGUGCAGUGGAAUCCUAUCCCCAGCCUGAGAUUUCCUGGACGAGAAAUAAAAUUCUUAUCAAGCUCUUUGACACCCGAUACAGCAUUCGGGAGAAUGGGCAGCUCCUCAGCAUCCUGAGCGUGGAGGACAGCGACGAUGGCAUUUACUGCUGCAUAGCCAACAAUGGCGUGGGAGGGGCUGCCGAGAGCUGCGGAGCUCUGCAAGUGAAGAUGAAACCUAAAAUAACUCGUCCUCCCAUAAAUGUAAAAAUCACAGAGGGAUUAAAAGCAGUUCUACCAUGUACUACAAUGGGCAACCCCAAGCCGUCAGUGUCUUGGAUCAAAGGGGACAGCCCCCUUAGGCAAACAGGGAAAAGUAAAACAGAGGCUCUUAACAUGACAAAUGCCACAGAGAGAGAAGAAAGUGAACCUGAGCAAGAUGCUAAAGUUUUUGCCAGAAUCCUGAGGGCUCCUGAAUCCCACAAUGUCACCUUUGGCUCCUUUGUGACCCUGCGCUGUACAGCAACAGGCAUCCCUGUCCCCACCAUCACCUGGAUUGAAAACGGAAAUGCUGUUUCUUCUGGGUCCAUUCAAGAGAGUGUGAAAGACCGAGUGAUUGACUCAAGACUGCAGCUAUUUGUUACCAAGCCAGGACUCUACACAUGCAUAGCUACUAAUAAGCAUGGAGAGAAAUUCAGUACUGCAAAGGCUGCAGCCACCAUCAGCAUAUCAGAAUGGAGGAAACCACAGAAAGAUAACAAAGGCUACUGUGCCCAGUACAGAGGGGAGGUGUGUCAUGCAGUCCUGGCCAGAGAUGCUCUUGUUUUUUUCAACACCUCCUACGUGGACCCUGAGGAGGCCCAAGAGCUACUGGUGCACACUGCCUGGAAUGAGCUGAGCGCGGUGAGCCCGCUCUGCCGGCCGGCUGCUGAGGCUCUGCUGUGCAGACACAUCUUCCAGGAGUGCAACCCCGGGGCAGCACCUACCCCUACCCCCCUGUGCAGAGAGUACUGCUUGGCAGUAAAGGAGCUGUUCUGUGCAAAAGAAUGGCGGGCUAUGGAAGAAAAGACCCAUCGAGGACUCUACAGACCUGGGAUGCAUCUCCUGUCCCUGCCAGAAUGCAGCAAGCUUCCCAGCAUGCACUGGGACCCCCGGGCCUGUAGCAGACUGCCAUAUUUAGAUUACAAAAAAGAAAACCUAACAACAUUCCCACCAAUGACGUCCUCGAAGCCGAGUGUGGACAUUCCAAAUUUGCCUUCCUCCUCCUCAUCUUCCUUCUCUGUCUCACCUACGUACUCCAUGACUGUAAUAAUCUCCAUCAUGUCCAGCUUUGCAAUAUUUGUGCUUCUUACCAUAACUACACUUUAUUGCUGCCGAAGAAGAAAACAGUGGAAAAAUAAGAAAAGGUACCAGAGGAUGCCACUCCUUCUGAAUCCUAAGCUGCUCAGCCUAGAGUAUCCAAGGAAUAACAUUGAAUAUGUGAGAGAUAUUGGAGAGGGAGCAUUUGGAAGGGUAUUUCAAGCAAGGGCUCCAGGCUUACUUCCCUACGAACCUUUCACUAUGGUGGCAGUAAAGAUGCUGAAAGAAGAAGCUUCGGCAGAUAUGCAAGCAGACUUUCAGAGGGAGGCGGCCCUCAUGGCAGAAUUUGACAACCCCAACAUUGUGAAACUCCUAGGCGUGUGCGCAGUCGGGAAGCCCAUGUGCCUGCUCUUCGAAUACAUGGCCUACGGGGACCUCAACGAGUUCCUGCGCAGCAUGUCGCCUCACACCGCGUGCACCGUCAGCAACGGUGACUUGUCCCCGGGGGCCCCGGCGUGCAGCCCCGGGCCCCCGGCCCUGUCCUGCGCCGAGCAGCUGGGCAUCGCCCGGCAGGUGGCCGCCGGCAUGGCAUACCUCUCGGAGCGCAAGUUCGUCCACCGGGACUUAGCCACCAGGAACUGCCUGGUGGGGGAGAACAUGGUGGUAAAAAUCGCGGACUUCGGCCUCUCCAGGAACAUGUACUCGGCGGAUUACUACAAAGCGAACGAAAACGACGCGAUCCCCAUCCGCUGGAUGCCGCCCGAGUCCAUCUUCUACAACCGCUACACCACCGAGUCGGACGUGUGGGCCUACGGCGUGGUGCUCUGGGAGAUCUUCUCCUACGGCCUGCAGCCCUACUACGGCAUGGCCCACGAGGAGGUCAUCUACUACGUGCGCGACGGCCACAUCCUCUCCUGCCCCGACAACUGCCCCCUGGAGCUGUACAACCUCAUGCGUCUGUGCUGGAGCAGGCUGCCCGCCGACCGGCCCAGCUUCGCCAGCAUCCACCGAAUCCUGGACCGCAUGUGCCAGAGGGCGGGGGGCGCCGUGAGCGUCUGA
This is a messenger RNA of Otolemur garnettii (small-eared galago), 2567 nucleotides long. RefSeq names its product muscle associated receptor tyrosine kinase (gene MUSK). The coding region runs from base 87 to 2567 and encodes 826 amino acids. NCBI's taxonomy places the organism in Eukaryota, Metazoa, Chordata, Mammalia, Primates, Galagidae. Gene Ontology annotation, cellular component: signaling receptor complex. The record is from RefSeq and is a predicted model, not a curated record. The transcript has 17 exons. Gene Ontology annotation, biological process: protein phosphorylation; multicellular organism development; positive regulation of kinase activity. Gene Ontology annotation, molecular function: protein binding; ATP binding; transmembrane receptor protein tyrosine kinase activity.